Messenger RNA from Pleurotus ostreatus (oyster mushroom), 1071 nucleotides. RefSeq lists its product as uncharacterized. NCBI's taxonomy places the organism in Eukaryota, Fungi, Basidiomycota, Agaricomycetes, Agaricales, Pleurotaceae. The record is from RefSeq and is a predicted model, not a curated record. The coding region runs from base 1 to 1071 and encodes 356 amino acids. The transcript is spliced from 4 exons.
AUGCCCUCCUUCCCCGCGCCCGUUGGUGGAGUCACGCUGCGCACUCAUGAUCUGGUGCCCUCGAUAGUGUUUCUGGUGGCGUAUUGCUGCCUCAUCCCAGUCAUGCUCUAUAGAAUAAUAGACAAAAAAUCCCGCACCACGAUCUUCAUUGGGACUAAUGCCUUUGUCAUAGAGAGAGUCGUACUCUUCUGUCUGCGCACAAUAGUGUCGGCGAAGGAGGGCCGGGAAUCGGACGCUGUAACGGAGUACAUGCAGGUCACGAUCGGGAUGGGGUUUGUGGCCAUUGCCCAGGAUGUCGCCAAUCUCCUGCGCUCCAUGCUCGUCAAUUCGACAUACGAAUAUCCACGCCCCGAUGCACGAGCCCCCGAACUCAUAACGCCCUCAGAAGAUGCUGGGUGGUCCUGUGGGUUGCCUUUAAGCGCCGUUCCUUCCCUCGCUCAGGAAACGAAGUUGCCGGAUAUGCCCCGUCAUCGCUUCUGGUGGCGUCGGUUCAUCGAUGCAACGACGGUGCUCUUCAUAAUCUCUAUCAUCACUGGCUUCAUUGGCAACUCGCUGCUCGUCAUCCAGCGUCAUGACCGGAACAAAACCUACAUAAAUCAAGUCUUAAGGUACAUCAGUACGGUGCUUGUGCUUUGGAUCACCGUUGCACUGGUGAUUGUUUCUGUAUGGGCGAAAUUCAAGAUGCCUCGUGUUGAUCAACGAUCCAACGGCUUCAUGAUAUAUUUGAGCAUCCUUCUCUGCAUCACCGGAAUAUAUCGGUCGUACGCAAUGAGUAAUAUCACCACGGAGCUCAGCUCGCAGGCGCCUGGAUCUCUGAACACGCCGGCUGACAAAACUACAUUCUACAUCUUUCACAUCCUCCCGGAAUGGAUGGCUGCAGCCACGCUCUUUGGCUUCCGGAUGCGCGAAAUAUUCCAAACAGGGUUAUCGGGCGACAAUCGCUGGCGAGAUGAGCGCCCCGAUGAACGCGAGGACAGGCUAGAAGAAGAGCGAGAAAAGGAAGAGAAGAAGAAGGCAAUGAUACAAGUCUCCGUAGCAUCGCGAUUUGACGACGCUGUCAAAUACUCAUAA